AUGGGCAGGGAAUGUCGUCGAACAUUGAUGAACAGCGACACGGUAUCAAUCACUUGGCGCCCCUGCUUACAUUGCAGAAAAAUUGGGCAAAGGGAGAACACCACACAUUCCUCGCCUCGCACCUCGAUACCUACAAAGACGUGUGUCUUGUGUCUCGUGUCUUGUGUCUCAGCCACCCAAGCUCUCGAUAAAAUCAUCAACACUUACUUUGUCCGAUUCCACUGGUCGCUCCCUCACACAUCUCUUCCUGGAGAGCUGCCGACAGUUCGUUUCGAUCCCGAUGGCUUCGAGAUCCUCUCAGCUGAAGAAGCUGCUCACAAGGGCAAAGUUAUCGGAGCUAUGAAAAAGACAAUCUAUAAAUGGUACAAUCACCGAAACAAAGCCGCUCCCACUCUACCUCGAUCCAAGUCCGGCAACAAGGAUGAUCCCAUCGCCAUGCUUCUACGUAGAUUGCUCAGCAAUCCUUCCCCUCCUAAACGCCGUGCAGCCUGGGAAGCCUGGGGUAAAGAGAACUUUCAGUCCUUGAAAUCCGACUUCGACGCGAAGUUUGAAGCCACAAACGGGGUCGAGAAAAAUCGCGUCAAGGCGUGUAAUGAGUUCAAGCGACAAGAGUUCAAAAAACUUAGCGAGGACGAAAAGAAGAAAUGGUCGGAUCUUGUUCACCUUGAGUGGGAGGACGCAAAGCAGCUCCUCAAGGACCAGGAUUCGGUGCCCAAGCUGCUCGAUCCAGCCGACGCCCAGAAAGUUCUUGACACACUCCCAAGUAUUAUGGGCCCAUUGAUAGAAGGGGUGGGCGAGGCAAUUGGGAUGCAUGUUACAGUCCUUGUUGGGGGACCAGAGCCCAAGAGGCAGGGACAACUCAAUAGCUUCAGCAUGCACUAUGGGGUUGACAAGCAACCGGUCCCAAAAGUUUGGGGUCAUGCGGAUAAGGCGGGCUUCAAGCUUGUAACAAAUGCAUUCACCGCAUUUCUGGAAACUUGUUAUUCACCAGAAGAGCAACGGGUGCGCGCCAUGCUGAAAGAUUCCCCUCAAGAUGACCAAACACAUCCCACAAACUCACCGUCUGAUAGCUCUCAAGCGCCCCCCACUUCUGUCCAACCGCCCAGCCGCCCCAGCGCAUCGAAGUCCUCAGAGUCGGUGUUAAGCACACACGUUGGCGGAAAACAUAAGCGAAGCGUCAAAGCAAAAGAUGGGAAGGGAAAGAAGCAAAAGAAGCAAAAGAAGAAACGUGUGUUUGUGGUGUCCUACGAUGACAACGAGGACAACGAUGAGGAGGAGGAGGAGGAUGACGACGACGACAAAGAAAAUGCGGGCAACAAUAACAGGCUGAAAAGCCUCAAUCCGAACACGAUCACGCCAUUCGAAGAACCUUCAACUUUGACAGAUGGGCCAACGGUAGCCAUGCCUCAUCCUCCCGCUCAAUCAGCCCAGCUCGACCAAUUCCAGUUUGACCAAUCUGUGCCACGUUCGCCCCUCGCGCCUUCUGGUACACCAUUAUCUGGCCCAGUAGGAACCGCCAUUGGUACUCCUCAAUUAGCUCCUAAACCCCCACUUCCCCUUGAUCCCAGUUGGCCAGCCUGGUUUCAGAAGGCAUAUACCAACUUAUCGUUGACUUUUCUCAGUCCGGAACUCACGAGCGCCAUCCAGAUUUAUGUGGGUAUCAAAAAGGAAGCCGGCUUCAUGGUCGGGUCACCCAACGCCGGGUUCAAAGUCGACAACCGGCCGCCGGAGGUUGCUUUUUGGGUUGGCCGUGGUCGCAAGUCAGUGCCAUUGUUUGAGGCAGGUUGGUGGAAGUGGUGGAAGGGCCUCCAGCCGAAAUGGCGGUCCGCCGUCGAGGUAGAAGGUCCACUGACGGCCACGCACCGUGAAGUAACCGAUGGUGAGGGUGGCUGGGCAAGUGUUGAUAAACACGGGCAGAACGCGUUUUUAACUGUUCUGUCCUGCCUGGUAUGGUGGGGCACGGCCUUGAAUGGCCACCAGGGAGAGAGUGCAGCGUGGACGGCUGCAGUGGACAAUACUUUCCAUUCCUCCACUGAUUCCUACCGGAUUCCGCGGAUUCCGGCCGGAAUUGACAGGAAUCCGACUGGAAUAGACAGAAAUUUCAGUACAGAUCUAUACUUCUCGAUUCCCCCUACAAUUCCACUUUAG
Molecule: messenger RNA, 2148 nt
Organism: Laccaria bicolor S238N-H82
Lineage: Eukaryota; Fungi; Basidiomycota; Agaricomycetes; Agaricales; Hydnangiaceae
Exons: 6
Coding region: 1-2148 (715 amino acids)
Source: RefSeq, a predicted model, not a curated record